UUAUUAGCCAAGUCUCUCCUGGGUGUUGUUUGCUCGUCGGCACGACAUCAAGUGCGCAUACGCUCCGCUUGGUUGACGGCGCUGGCAGACGUCGCCAACGCAGCUUAACGGACGCGCUUAUUGAUGUUGCGCCGCAACAAUUGCCCGACUUUCGCCUCCCUGCCUUGGUCAUCCUCAAUAGCGCGACGAACGAGCUGAUGAGGCUGAUUAAUUGGAGGUUGGAGUUCGUCAGCGGGGGUCCAAGGCCUUCGAUGAGGGGUUGGCUUUCAGCCUAUCUAUCCGGUUAGCCCCGGCUAACAGCGAGCGCCAGUUUAACUCACAGUAGUGGCUUCAUGUGUUAAGUCCAAGAUAGCGCAUGGGAAUACCCCCGCAGAGAGCUGUAGUUGCAAUUGCCCCGUUGAGACGGAACGAUCAUAGGCCGACGAUGUGGCAUUCGACAUGAAGCUUACUAUACACCAAGGCUGGACGCUGUCGAUGCGCAACUGAUAAAUACUGCGAUGGAGCCCUCGUUGAUGUAACUGUGUAGACACUCUUCCUCCUCGUCCCCGUGUACAUAUUCAUACUCUAACCUGCACGAUCGCCACGCCUCAUCAUCAGCUCACACGCAAACCAAAAAUAAAAAUAAAAAUGGAGCUUCCCUUCAUUACCGUCGACGUCUUCACAGAGACUCGGUUUCGUGGAAACCCCCUAGCCAUCAUCACCAUCCCUGCCUCGGGUCCGAAGCCCACCCAGGAGCAAAAGCAGACCAUUGCCCGCGAGUUCAACCUGUCCGAAACCGUCUUUGUGCACGACGUCCCCGACCCGGAGACCAACAAGCAGCGCAACAUCGACAUUUUUCUUCCUUUCGCUGAGAUUCCCUUCGCCGGACACCCGACCGUUGGUACCGCCGUUUCGCUGCUUGACCAGGGCGUCGACACCCUUGUGACCAAGGCGGGACCCAUCCCCGUACGACGCCUGGGUGAUGGCGCCGUCGCCCAGGCCAACAUCCCUCACAACGUCCACUUACACGCCAAGCAUGUUCGCGACCUGUCCCUCGCGUCGGCCAGUCUCCAGGCAAAUGCGCAGAUUCGCGAGCUUGAACUCGAUGCCCCAGUCUUCAGCGUUGUCAAUGGCGUGAGCUUCGUGCUGGUUGAGCUGCCGUCUCUUGAGCUGCUUGCCGGGGUGCAACAGAGUAGCACGCAGCUGCCCGUGGACAAGCUUCUGGACGAGGGAUGGCAGAAUGGUUUCAUGGGGCGUUAUUACUACGUGCGCACUGGCUCAGGGCUGGACCAGAACGGCCAACCGGCCGUGUCCCUGCGUACGCGAAUGAUCACUCACGAGUUCGAAGACCCUGCAACCGGCGCCGCUGCCUGCUGCCUGACUUCUUAUCUCAGCAUAAUCGGGGACAAGCAGGCCACCCCCACCCGCACAUACAACAUUACGCAGGGCGUCGAGAUGGGCAAGGAAAGCAACAUCGUUGUUGAAGUAGGUGUGCAGGACUCCAAGAUUGAGACCGUCAAACUGGCAGGCACAGCUAUUCAGGUCAUGAGAGGCACACUCACUGUCUGAGCCGACUCGAGAGUCUACACUCAAAUCCUCCCAAUCGACGACGCGCUCGCAACUGGAGACAGGACAGCGCCAGUCCCUUUGCAUUAGUAGCUAUUCGUACAAUUAUACAGGGUGUACAUUGCUUCAUGAAGCCCGUGCGUCCUUGCUUCCCCC
Messenger RNA from Purpureocillium takamizusanense, 1701 nucleotides. RefSeq lists its product as uncharacterized. Gene Ontology annotation, molecular function: isomerase activity. Lineage: Eukaryota; Fungi; Ascomycota; Sordariomycetes; Hypocreales; Ophiocordycipitaceae. The coding region runs from base 628 to 1548 and encodes 306 amino acids. The record is from RefSeq and is a predicted model, not a curated record. The transcript has a single exon. Gene Ontology annotation, biological process: biosynthetic process. Gene Ontology annotation, cellular component: cytoplasm.